Carassius gibelio (silver crucian carp) is the source of this 3916-nucleotide messenger RNA. RefSeq names its product 5'-nucleotidase domain containing 3 (gene nt5dc3). The transcript is spliced from 14 exons. The record is from RefSeq and is a predicted model, not a curated record. Lineage: Eukaryota; Metazoa; Chordata; Actinopteri; Cypriniformes; Cyprinidae. Gene Ontology annotation, molecular function: 5'-nucleotidase activity. The coding region runs from base 74 to 1810 and encodes 578 amino acids.
CAAACGGAAGUAAGCAUGUGUGUAAUAUUUGAACGCACUCGUCUGUCAAAUAGAAGGCAGCUGUAGUGCGAGUAUGUCGACCUUGUCCUUGCUGCCUCCAAACCUGCUUAGAAAUAAGGAGAGUUUUAAGAGACUGAUCGCGCACUUUAAGUAUUUGCACACUAGAGGCGGAAUAUGGACGGUCAACACAAGCACUCCGUGGAUCUCGAGCUCCCGGGGACCGAAAUCUGCUCUCGUGUCCCGGAGACGGGUUCCUGCGGGGCAGCUGACAGCAGGGAACAUGUGCUCCAGCUCCAGUGAGGAUAAGACCAGCUGGCUCUGGUCUGUCUACAAUGAAACCAAACAGCAAACGCAAGAUUUAAUUCCUGUCAUAUCAAGCAACUUUGUGAACCCAGACACCAUCUUUGCUAAUAAUCAGAUGAGUCUGCAGGACGUUGAGAUCUAUGGCUUUGACUAUGAUUACACACUUGCGUUCUACUCCAGCCACCUUCACACACUCAUAUUCAACAUCGCCCAAGACAUCCUCAUCGAUGAGCACAGGUAUCCAGAGGGACUGAAGGCAUAUGAUUAUAUGCCGAAUUUUGUGAUUCGUGGUCUGCACUAUGAUGUACAGAAGGCCUUACUGAUGAAGAUUGAUGCCUUUCAUUAUAUCCAGCUGGGUACAGUGUACAGGGGUCUUAAUCCUGUGCCAGAAAAGGAGGUCAUUGCGAUGUACGAGGGCUCCCAUGUACCCCUCGAGAUCAUGAGUGACUUCUAUGGCAAGAGCUCUCAUGGUCACACCAUGAAGCAGUUCAUGGAUAUCUUCUCCCUGCCAGAAAUGACGCUGCUAUCAUGCGUUAAUGACUACUUCAUGAAGCACAACAUCGACUAUGAGCCUGUUCAUCUUUAUAAAGACGUCAAGGAGGCCAUAGGAGAUGUCCAUGUCAGAGGGAUUAUGUACCGAGCGGUAGAGGCUGAUAUCGAGAAGUACAUCUGUUACGGUGAACAGACGCAUGCUGUUUUACGGAAGCUGUCUAAGACCGGGAAGAAGAUGUUUUUGAUUACAAACAGCCCUUUUGAUUUUGUAGAUCGAGGCAUGAACUACAUAGUUGGUAAAGACUGGCGGGACCUGUUUGAUGUUGUGAUAGUGCAGGCCGACAAGCCAGGCUUUUUCAAUGACAGGAGGAAACCAUUCAGACGAGUUACUGAUAAAGGCGUGCUGCUAUGGGACAGAAUCCACCACCUUGAGAAAGGGCAGAUCUAUAAACAGGGAAACCUGUAUGAGUUUUUGCGGCUUACGGGCUGGAGGGGCUCAAAGGUUUUGUACUUUGGAGAUCACAUUUACAGCGAUCUUGCCGACUUGACUCUAAAACACGGUUGGAGAACAGGAGCUAUCAUUCCUGAGCUGCGUAAAGAGAUCAAAAUCAUGAAUACUGAGGAGUACGUCCACACCAUGACCUGGCUGCAGGCCCUGACCGCACUGCUGGAACAAAUGCAGGUGCACCAGGACUCAGCAUCACAAACAGUCAUUCAGCAGUGGAUCAAUGAAAGGGAGGAGAUGAGGUUACGGACCAAAGACAUCUUCAACACCCAGUUCGGGAGUCUUUUCCGCACAUACCACAACCCGACCUACUUCUCGCGCCGUCUUUCCCGCUUCGCCGACAUCUACAUGGCAUCCCUCAGCUGUCUGCUGAACUACGACCUCCAGCACACCUUCUACCCCAGACGCACACCCCUGCAGCACGAGUCUCCCAUCUGGCCCGAGCAGACCAGCACCAGAGCCAUGAACAUCCCCUUCCAGAGCCACAGGACAACCACAGGAUCCGAAUAGAGAGACUGUACAAGACACAUGCUGUAACAUGUACGUACCAAAGAGCAGCUGCAGUUACGUGUUACAUCACUUUAAUCAGAUUCCACUCUACUUUAAAGACACAUGUGGGUGAGACACUUCAUAUAACUUAGAUCUGUGUAGAUCUGUGCUGUGGUACAUGCAAUCUGUGGAUACCUUCUUUUUGAUACCGUAUAAAACACUCUACAUGGACAAGAGAGUAGUUAAGGAGCUCUGUGGUGUUUUAAUGUGCCUCGCAGUGUAAGGGAGAUUUUAUUUUUGUAGUUUGCAGCCUUUUUUUCCUCAUUGGUCUUCAUAAAACUCUCUAUUAUGCUUAUUGAUAGACUAAGGGAGAGAAAGUGAAUGUACAUACGGAAGGGUUAAAAAUCAAGCUGAUUUUGAGCUGAAGCUGGUUGCAGACAGAUUUUGUUUGGAUCAAAAAGGAAACUCUCAGGAAGGCAGAUGGACACUAUAUUCAUUUUGAAAUGAUCAUAAAAACCGUUUCAAUGUUUAAUGAUUUAAAAAGCCUUACAUACUGUGUUUAGCAAUAUUUGAUGAUAUAUAUAUAUAUAUAUAUAUAUAUAUAUAUAUAUAUAUAGUGGCUUCAAAAGUUUGAGACUGCUAGUGAAAAAGAUAUACACUUACAUUCAGAAGUUUGGGGUCAGUCAGAUUCAUUAUUUAUUUUUAUUCUUUAUUAUUUUUUUUUUAAAUUAAAUUAUUUUAAUCCUCAAGGAUGCCUCAAAUUGAUAAAAAGUAACAGUAAAAGCAUUUAUAAUGUCACAAAAGAUUUCAUAUAAAUGCUGUUCCUUUUACCUUUUUAUUAAUCAAAGAAUCGUGCAAAACGUCUCACCAUUUGCAGAAAAAAAUUAGCUUCACAUUUGUUUUCAACACUGAUAAGAAAUGUCUCUUGAGCAGCAAAUCAGAAUGAUUUCUGAAGGAUCAUGUGACACUGAAGACUGGAGGAAUUAUGCUGAAAAUUCAGCUUUGCAUCACUGGAAUAAAUUACAUUUUAACGGUACUUUAAAAUAUUAUAAUAAGACUGCUUUACUGUAUUUUUGAUCAAAUAAAUGCAGCUUUGGUGAGCAUAAUAUAUUUCUAGAAAUCUAAAAUAAAUCUUACUAAACUGAUCUUUUAAAUUAUUAUUUAUUAUUUUCUUUUUAUUGCAUAUGUGACCCUGGACCCCAAAACCAGUCUUAAGUCACUGGGGUAUAUAUGUAGCAAUAGCCAAAUAUAUAUAUAUAUAUAUAUAUAUAUUUUGUAUUGGUCAAAAUUAUAGAUUUUUCUUUUAUGCCAAAAAUCAUUAGAAUAUUAAGUAAAGUAAUAUGCAUUGCUAAGAAUUCAUUUGGACCAUUAAAAGGCUAUUUACUCAAUAUUUAGAUUUGUUUUGCACCCUCAGAUUCCAGAUAUUCAAAUAGAUUUAUCUCGGCCAAAUAUUGUCCGAUCCUAACAAACAAUACAUCAAUGGAAAGCUUUUUAAUUCAGAUUUCAUGUGAUGUAUCAAUAACAAUUUUGACAAAUUGACACUUCAUACACAUAUACAUUAAGUCACAUAUCCAGUAAAACUGAAAAUGGGAAUUUGACAUCAAGGACUGUAAUCCUAAAACCUAAAAUUUUCUAGGUUUAAAUUUGAUUUUGAAUCUCAGUUUUUUCAUUGUGGUUUAAUAUUUUUGGUCCCUGUUGUAUGUUUUGUUGAAUAUCGACAUUGUGUGACUAUUUAGAAAUCAUCAUUAUUAUGCUGAACAUAUAUUGUUGCUGUACAACGAGAGUUUGUGUGACUCUUAAAGUUAAGGAGCGUAUUGUACUACCAUGUCAGCAUUUCUGCCUAUAAUUGUAAAAAUAUAGUUUCUUUUUUUACUGUUUCAUUAUACUGAACUUGGUAUUGUAUGAACAUUUGCAUCGUGUUUUGAAGGCGCCAGUAUUGGAUGGAUUUUUCUUUGUUGAAAUUGAGAACACUAGCUUUUUUUGUCUGCUUAUCUUUUCUUUUCCUUUUUUGACACUGAAGGAAGGACUUUUGUGACACUUUUUUGCCUUUUGUAAUUUAUUUGGCUUUAACUUAUUUAAAGUGUAUUUUAUUUGGGAUAUUUAUUAUAAAUUUAAUCAAAUUGAUAA